Molecule: messenger RNA, 1833 nt
Organism: Papaver somniferum (opium poppy)
Lineage: Eukaryota; Viridiplantae; Streptophyta; Magnoliopsida; Ranunculales; Papaveraceae
Product: mannan endo-1,4-beta-mannosidase 1-like
Exons: 3
Coding region: 197-1732 (511 amino acids)
Molecular function (GO): hydrolase activity, hydrolyzing O-glycosyl compounds
Source: RefSeq, a predicted model, not a curated record
CAUGAUCAUCACUUUCUUGCCAAGUAUUAUUAAACAUACUUCAUGAGUAACUCCUGGUUUCACCUGUUUUUUCACCUCAACCAAAUCCUCGCUACCACCCUUCUCUUUUACACUAUAAAGACCCUUGACAGACCCUACACAACUCAUCAUCACCUCUCUGUUUCCAUCUCUUUUUAUCAACUAAAACAUUACAAAUAUGUCUAAUAUUAAAUCCUUCUCAAUGUUGUCCAUUCUCAUGAUUCUCUUAAAACUUUCCUGUCUCAGUUUUUCACAAGUCUCAACGGAACCUAAAUUCUUUGGAGUUGUCUCUCCUGCUACACCUACUCUUUCAGGAUUUGUUACCACGAAAAAUACCCAGUUCUUGCUCAAUGGUGCGCCGUUUCUGUUUAAUGGGUUUAAUUCUUAUUGGAUGAUGCACAUAGCGGCUAAUCCAGACGAGCGUAAUAAAGUUUCUGAAGUGUUUCAUGAUGCGUCCGCUGCUGGUCUCACUGUAUGUCGUACAUGGGCUUUCACUGAUGGUGGUGAUUUAGCUUUACAGAUAUCUCCUGGUGUUUACGAUGAACGUGUUUUUCAAGCACUGGAUUUCGUAGUCGCGGAAGCUCAAAGACAUGGAAUUCGAUUGAUUUUGAGUCUUGUCAAUAACUACAAUGAUUACGGAGGUAGAGCACAAUAUGCAGAGUGGGGUAAAAGUGCCGGAGUUGAGAUUAAGAACGAUGACGAUUUUUACACCGAUGCAACAUUGAGGCAGUACUACAAGAACCAUGUCAUGAGAGUUCUAUCACGGGUUAACACCAUCACUAAGACUGCAUAUAAGGAUGAUCCCACGAUUAUGGCGUGGGAACUCAUAAACGAACCUCGUUGUGAAUCCGACGACACUGGGAAAACUAUUCAGGCAUGGGUUCAAGAGAUGGCAACAUAUGUAAAGUCUAUCGAUAGCAAACAUUUGCUUGAGAUUGGAAUGGAAGGAUUUUAUGGAGAUUCAAUCCCAGAAAAGAAACAAAUCAAUCCUGGUUAUCAAGUUGGAACUGAUUUCAUCUCUAACAAUCUUGUGAGGGAAAUUGAUUUCGCUACAAUUCAUGCAUACCCAGACAUUUGGUUAGCUGGACAAACUGAAUACGAGCAAUUAGUAUUCGCCCAAAGAUGGAUGGCAACCCAUUGGAUAGAUUCGAAAACAAUAUUACGAAAGCCAUUGGUGUUCAGCGAAUUCGGAAAAUCGAAUAAAGAUCAAGGAUAUACGAUAAACGGAAGAAAUUUGUUUCUAAACACAGUAUACAGAUCCAUAUACAACUUUGCAAUAAAUGGUGGUUCAGUCGGAGGAGGUUUAGUAUGGCAAAUUGUAGCAGCAGGGAUGGAAACAUAUUAUGAUGGUUAUGAAAUCGUUUUGUCGCAAAACCCAUCAACGGCCGGACUAAUUGCCGGACAAUCACUUAAAAUGGCUGUACUUGGUCGUAUGUUAAAUGCACCACGUACUCCAUACUUUGGUAGAGUACCGCGAUCACAUUAUAUUUUUGGGCAUAAAAAAGCUCAUACUCAUCACCACCAUCAUAAUCGCCACCUUAAUCAUAAUCAUCAGAACACCAGACAUGGUGCUGUUGGUGGCGGGUCCGAUCAUAAAUCAACAGUCGAGGCAAACAAUUGGGCAUUUCUACAUCAUCAUCCACAACCAGCUUGGCCAUCACAUCGUAGACAAAUCAAGCCAUCACUUCCUCAGGAGAAGAAGUUGGAAGAUUAAUUAGAUAGAAAAGAGUACGAAGGAGUUUUAUUUUAUUAAUUAGAUAGAAAGUUGAGAUUAAUGAAGGCCUAGUUAAUUAAUUUAAUUAAUUAGUUACGAAU